Messenger RNA from Anastrepha ludens (Mexican fruit fly), 612 nucleotides. Its product is annotated as mitochondrial import inner membrane translocase subunit Tim10B. Gene Ontology annotation, cellular component: mitochondrial intermembrane space chaperone complex. The record is from RefSeq and is a predicted model, not a curated record. The transcript has 3 exons. Bases 180 to 524 code for a protein of 114 amino acids. NCBI's taxonomy places the organism in Eukaryota, Metazoa, Arthropoda, Insecta, Diptera, Tephritidae.
AUCAUGAGCCGAAAUUAAUAUAAUUGAAAAUCAUUUUUUUAUAAGCAUCACCGUGAAUAUUAGAUGGCACAACACAAACAGCUGACAACGAGCAAGUGAGCCGCUCAUGUUUCGCACGUUUGCCUUUCCAUACCCAUAUCUUAAUACGCGUGAAAAGACAAACACCUGAAGAAUUUUCGAUGGAUCCAAAUUUACGCAACCUUAAAGAUUUUCUGACGUUGUAUAACAAAGUUACUGAAUUGUGCUUCUCGAGAUGCGUUGAGACCCUCUAUGAGAGGGACCUAACCGAUAGCGAAAAUACCUGCAUAGAUCGAUGUGUAGUAAAAUUUGCGCGUUUUAAUCAGAAAAUGAUGAACGUUUACGUUGAGGUACAAUCAGACAUAAACCAAAAACGUAUACAAGAGCUGGAAGCGAACCAAAAACAACUGAGUCAAGGGCAGACGUCAACGUCGACGACACCUUCUGGAGGGGUAUCAACAUUGCCAACAGCAUCGGCUGGUGCACAAGCGUCUGCAUUCUCCUAAAACGAAGAAAUAUUUUGGCUAUAUUCACAUAUGGCAAACUUUCUUUCGAGGAAGCCGCAUACCAUUAAUAUAAUUAAACAUAAGCAUG